Messenger RNA from Cryptomeria japonica (Japanese cedar), 1009 nucleotides. Its product is annotated as lachrymatory-factor synthase. The coding region runs from base 382 to 858 and encodes 158 amino acids. The transcript has a single exon. The record is from RefSeq and is a predicted model, not a curated record. Lineage: Eukaryota; Viridiplantae; Streptophyta; Pinopsida; Cupressales; Cupressaceae.
AUCACUAAAUAUUGAAAAAAAUGACACAUAGCUGAACAAAUUUAAGAUGAUUGCUAAAAAUAUGCAGCAAAAUUGAAUGUUCACGAAUCAGCAGUUCUACAAAUUAUGCAAUUUCUGCCUAAACUAAUAAGCUUAGAGCCAAAGAUAAGCAACAGCUGUCUAUUGAAAAAAUGAAACAUAACUGAACAAAUUUAGCAAAAUUGAAUGUUCGCGAAUGAGCAGUUCCACAAAUUACUGCAACAAUACGACAAUAAAACAGAAUCAAUUAAUGUAAUCUCUUACCGGCAAUUGAGGCCUCCCUUGGCAUAGAAUCUCUCUUCCGUCCAAUCCUAUCAAAGCCUCAGUUUGGCGCUAGGGUUUUCUGGUGUUGCCCCCUGAUAAAUGGAAAGCUUCAAAUGGCAGGGUUGUGCAGAAAUGGCAAUGGCGGCGCCGCUGGAGCGCGUGUGGGAAAUUGCGAGCGAUUUCUGCGGAAUGAAGAAAUGGUACCCUGCCCUCCUCGUCUGCGAAAGAGUGGAAGGGACGCCCGAACAGGGUCCCGGCUGCGUGCGCUACAUUUGCAGCGCAUCAUCAUCGUCCUCCUCAGGUGAUGGAAUUUUGAGGGCCAAGGAAAAGCUCAUUUCCAUGGACUGUAUUAACCAUUCCUACACUUACUCUGUCAUCGAUAUCAACAUCGAGGGUUUCCAAGGUUAUCAAUCCACAUUUCAGGUAACGGAGAGUGAAGAGGGAUCGUGUGCCGUAAAAUGGAAUUUCGAGGUGGAACCGAUUCCUGGCCGUUCUGAAUCGGAGUUUGUGAGCAAGUGGAGCUCUGUGUUGACCACCAUUCUCAAUACGCUUCAAGACCUUGCUUCUUCGCCCUAACUGACUCUGCACUCGUUUCCACUGUAGGGGAUUGAGGCCACUGUUAUUGUGGGGUCUCUUACUGCUUCUAUGCAUUUGUGUGUCUAUAGGUCAAUUUUAUAUAUUUUCUUGUAAUUUGAGGAGGAAUAAGGAUUAUAUAUUGUUACAAGGA